Molecule: messenger RNA, 1143 nt
Organism: Populus trichocarpa (black cottonwood)
Lineage: Eukaryota; Viridiplantae; Streptophyta; Magnoliopsida; Malpighiales; Salicaceae
Exons: 8
Coding region: 192-953 (253 amino acids)
Source: RefSeq, a predicted model, not a curated record
ACCAAGUGGACACUCUCUUCUUUAAACUUCAAAUUGAAAGGGCACCAAGAAAGAAGCUUCCUUAAGAAACAUCCUCUUCCAUUAAAGAAGAAGAAGAAGAGGCUUUCAUUAGUAAAGUUAGUGUCUUGGUUGAAUUCCUGUGUCUACAACAAGAAUUAAAUUGGUGUCUUUGAGAGAGAUCUUAGAACACCAUGGCUUCUCAGGAGCACUUGGACAAGAUGCAGUUACGACAGAACUAUAGAAAUCUCUGGCACACUGAUUUAAUGGGCACCAUUAAAGCUGAUGCCCCAUAUUGCUGCUUGGCUUUUUGGUGUGGGCCAUGUGUAUCAUACUUGCUCCGCAAACGAGCACUUUACAAUGACAUGUCAAGGUACGUUUGUUGUGCUGGUUACAUGCCUUGUAGUGGCAGGUGUGGUGAAAGUCGGUGCCCUGAACUUUGUCUUGCCACAGAGGUAUUCCUUUGCUUUGGAAAUUCAGUGGCCUCUACUCGCUUUAUGUUGCAAGAUGAAUUCAACAUUCAAACUACAAGAUGUGAUAAUUGCAUUAUUGGUUUUAUGUUCUGCCUCCAACAAAUUGCAUGCAUAUUUUCUAUAGUUGCAAUGAUUGUUGGAAGUGAAGAAAUUCAAGAGGCUUCCCAGUUGCUAUCUUGUUUGGCUGAUAUGGUGUACUGCACGGUUUGUGCUUGUAUGCAGACACAACACAAGAUUGAAAUGGACAAAAGAGACGGCAUGUUUGGGCCACAACCGGUGAUGGCAGUGCCCCCUGUUCAGCAGAUGUCACGCAUUGAUCAGCCAAUUCCUCCCUCAGUUGGAUAUGCACCUCAAACAUACGGACAGCCCUAUGGACAACCCUAUGGUUAUCCACCGCAGCCCCACCAAGGGUACCCCGUAGCAGGUUAUCCUCCAUCUAACUACCCACCCCCUGCGUAUCCACCAUCUGGCUAUCCAAAGUGAUCUUUUCACUGUGAUAAAUGUUGUCGUGCAAUCUCAGACAAACAUUUCAUUGUGGCUAGUAUUGGUUUGGAGGUGAUGAAAAGUUCGAACCUCUGAGUUGUGUCUGGGAAACAAAUAUCUUUUAUUAUAUAUUAAUUAAUAUAUAAUAUAACUUUGAAUGAAUAUGAGAAUGAUUGUUAUUCGUGCACCA